AUGACGAUGGAGGCGGACGGUGGAUCAGCUCACUCACCGCCGGCACCGGCGGGGAUGAAAGUACCGACUGAGGGAACGACGGCGGAGUUCAAGGGAAUUCGUGGGUCGAUGUUACAUACAAUUUUGGCGCUGAUACUUUGGCUUGGUUCUGUCCAUUUCAACGCUCUCAUUGUUUUGGCUUCCUUCGUCUUCCUCCCUUUCUCCAAAGCCAUCUUGGUGAUAGGAUUGUUGAUGAUCUUAAUGGUGCUGCCCAUUGAUGAAAGGAGCAAAUGGGGUCGGAAAUUGUCUAGGUACAUAUGUAAGCAUGCUUGUGGGUAUUUUCCAGUUAGUCUUUAUGUGGAAGACUAUAAAGCCUUUGAUCCGAAUGAGGCGUACGUUUUUGGCUAUGAGCCGCAUUCUGUCUGGCCAAUUGGUGUAGUUGCACUUGCUGACCUUACAGGGUUUAUGCCUCUUCCCAAGAUCAAGGUUCUUGCAAGCACUGCCGUUUUUUACACACCUCUCCUGCGACAUAUAUGGACAUGGUUGGGACUUACACCAGCGACAAGGAAGAAUUUUUAUUCUCUUUUGGAAUCUGGAUAUAGUUGUAUUGUAGUGCCAGGAGGUGUUCAAGAGGCAUACUAUAUGGAGCAUGGAUCGGAGAUUGCAUUCAUCAAGAAUAGGAGAGGAUUUGUGCGGAUUGCUAUGGAAUUGGGAAAACCUUUAGUUCCAGUUUUUUGCUUUGGACAGUCGGAGGUCUACAACUGGUGGAAGCCCGGCGGAAAGUUGUUCUUGGAGUUCUCUAGGGCUAUAAAGUUCACACCUAUCGUUUUCUGGGGUGUUCUUGGGUCCCCUCUUCCCCUGAGGCGCCCAAUGCAUGUUGUAGUUGGGAAACCUAUCCUGGUCAAGAAAAAUUCCCAACCCACUGCAGAGGAGGUUGCUGAAGUACAUAGCCAAUUCGUUGAAGCACUCGAUGAUCUCUUUGAAAGGCACAAAAGAAGAGUUGGUUAUCCUGAUCUGCAAUUGAGACUACUUUAG
This is a messenger RNA of Oldenlandia corymbosa var. corymbosa, 1014 nucleotides long. NCBI's taxonomy places the organism in Eukaryota, Viridiplantae, Streptophyta, Magnoliopsida, Gentianales, Rubiaceae. The record is from the annotation of a GenBank genome assembly.